Messenger RNA from Suillus clintonianus, 1813 nucleotides. Its product is annotated as Rho GTPase activation protein. The coding region runs from base 349 to 1584 and encodes 411 amino acids. Gene Ontology annotation, cellular component: cell cortex. The record is from RefSeq and is a predicted model, not a curated record. Gene Ontology annotation, biological process: activation of GTPase activity; regulation of fungal-type cell wall organization; signal transduction. NCBI's taxonomy places the organism in Eukaryota, Fungi, Basidiomycota, Agaricomycetes, Boletales, Suillaceae. The transcript is spliced from 10 exons. Gene Ontology annotation, molecular function: GTPase activator activity.
AUACUAGCUAGUAGUCCACUUCAGUGGUGCGAUCUUUCAAUAUGAUAAUCUGGCCAAGGCUCCGAGCUCUUGAACCUAUCAGGCGUAGGCCGUGCGCUUGCAUUUUAGUGCUGUGUGUGGCUGUGCGCCGAAGAAGCAUUGCGGGUCACGAUCCUUGUCCACUACUAAUAUUCCACUGCCCUCCAAAGUACUGCUAGCUUUAAUAAAGCACCCUACUCGUCUUGGUCCGUGCUGGCCACCUUUCGGCGCAUCUUCCCCCUCGGUUUCCUCUCAAGAACCCAACAAUCCCGCAGGAGCAAUACCCUCCCUAUCCCUGAGCCUAGGCACAACACUCCUCAAGCUUCCACCAUGCCUUCAGACAGCCCCCCGCCAACGAAAGCCGGCCUCCUCAAGUGGUGGACCCAAUUUACACAUGCCCAGAAUCGUAAAAAGGAUUCCGACCCCAGUAAAGCUGUAGAUCAGGAGGAACACCCAGUUUUUCAGAAACCACUCAAAGAGAGCUUGAGAUAUGCAAGCGUGCAGAUUUCGACUGCCAAUGCAAACGGCGAGUUGUACGUCUGGGGGUAUAUCCCCGUCGUAGUGGCGAAAUGUGGCCUGUAUCUCAAAGAAAAUGCUACAGAGAUAGAGGGGACGUUUCGCGUCAACGGUUCUACUAAGCGCAUGCGAGAUCUACAAGCCGCUUUCGAGACACCGCCACGAUACGGGAAAUCUUUGGACUGGAAGAAUGAACACUUUACAACACAUGAUGUCGCAAGUGUCUUUCGUAGAUAUUUAACUCAGAUGCCUGAACCCGUAAUACCACACGAUAUGUAUCACGAUUUCCGGGACGUUUUGGGAAAAAAGCCAUUCAACCAUGAUGAAGUGAUUGCAACGUACAAGCGUCUAAUCCAACGUAUGCCCCGCGCAAAUCAAUACCUUCUUCUCUACGUAUUGGAUCUAUUAUCAGUAUUUGCACGAAAAUCAGAUAAGAAUCUUAUGACAGCUACAAAUCUUGCGGUGAUUUUUCGGCCCGGCCUUAUAUCCCAUCCUAACCAUGAAAUGUCCCCCGGAGAGCACGCGCUGAGCCAACGUGUUCUAGAAUUCCUCAUUGCGCAACAGGAUUGGUUCUUACUCGACAUACCACCGCCACCACAAUCAGAGCCGAGCUCCUCGUGGAAGCCCCAUCCACGGCCCCAUCACGCGCACACACAGGUGCCGAGUGAGGAAGACUCGGAUCUUGUCAUGGUGCCUAGUUCAGAUGACGAACACGCGUCUGUUGGUGGAGGCUGGAAGCUUGUCGGCCGUGAUAGACGGCGCAUUCAACGGCGUCGCACAACGCUGGAACACACUGAUUCGCUUGACAGAACAGAAAAUGUUGAUGGUGGACAAUUGUCGCCUGUCUUGGAGACGCCCACAUCACGCCCCGUAAGCCAAGUUUCAGGUCCUACAGCAGCAGGAGUGAGCCGAAGUCGGACGCUGCCCUCCAGUCGAGGAUCAAGCACGGACGACGAGAGACACCGUGCUAGGGUACUCAGAAAACAGAAACGAACGUCAGCUCAGCCGCGACAACUAACCACCCCUGCUCUGGGUCACGCAGGUGGGUAGGAUGGGUGAAGUUUGAAGUGGAGUCAUCUGGAAGUUUGUGAUAUUGAUAUACCUGGUGGCGGGCUAUCUUAUUGCGCUGAGUUCCUGAUUUGUUUCCAAUAGCUCAUUUUGUGUUUCCUUUUCGCCGGUCUGGACAAUGACAUUCGGGUUUUAUAUGUACCUAUCAGGACUGUUGUAGUAUUUACUCGGAAGAUAACAACCAGGACAAGUGUUUCGUGUUACAGUCAAG